Molecule: messenger RNA, 959 nt
Organism: Leptinotarsa decemlineata (Colorado potato beetle)
Lineage: Eukaryota; Metazoa; Arthropoda; Insecta; Coleoptera; Chrysomelidae
Source: RefSeq, a predicted model, not a curated record
UGAAUGAAAUGACAUAAAUGCCAUGCGAGACCCAAAUGACGUUUCAUCAUUGAUUUAAUAAGCAAAUUAUAAAAAGUUUAUACAUUGAUUCUAUUGGUACAUGCAUCAAUGCCUUUUUAUAGAAAGGGCCGAACAGGCCUUAGUCGUACAAAGAAAUUGGAAGUUCUUGUUCAGAAAGACGGAUUGAGACACGCGAUAUUCAAUACUGCAGGCGACAAAUAUAUAGGCGAAUGGCGAAAAAAUAAAAAAAAUGGAAAAGGAGUAUUAUAUACAAAAAACUAUGAAGAGAUAUAUGAGGGCGAUUUCAAAAAUGACUUACCACACGGAUAUGGUGUUGCGGCUCAGAAGAUCCCCAAUUUAAAUGUUUACGAGAUUAAAUAUCGAGGAUUUUGGAAAUAUGGCAAACGAGAUGCGACUGGUGUCAGGAUUUUUGUGAACGGAGGAUUUUUCAUCGGAAACUGGAAAGAUGGCUUGAGAGACGGUUAUGGACAAAUGUGGUAUACAGAUGGCUCCUACUUUGAGGGUCAAUGGAGCAAGGGUCUCAGACAUGGAUUAGGGCUUCUAGUAUACGAGAAUGGAAAUAAAUAUGACGGAUCUUGGGAAAACGAUAUGAAACAUGGCAAAGGCAUCAUGUAUUUCUUAACAGUUGGUCAACUACAGCAAGGAAUAUGGAGAAGAAAUGUGUGCGUUUUUAGCACAAUAUCAAUGCUUCCCUUCAGGCAAACUGCUAUCAAGCCAACCAUAUUUCCCAUUCCUCCUAAUCAUUUGGUAAAUAUGGAUGAAAUAUGCAGGAUCCAGGAAGACAAGGCUCUCAAUCAAGAACUUGACGAAUGUCUACCACCCGAGAAAGACAUUAUUACUAUUACCGAAUCAUCCAGUACAAAUAAAUCAAGUUUUUGAAAAUAAAAUCAUUCAUGUACCAAUAGAAGAAUAAACACUUCAUAAAAUUGUAGCACCUA